AUGGUACAGAAAAGGGAGGUGCGACUGGGCAGAAACGGCGUGGAUGAAAUCAUGCGACACCCUUUCUUCAAGAACGACCAGUGGACCUUUGACACCAUCAGGGACACGGUGGCUCCUGUAGUCCCAGAGCUGAGCAGUGACAUAGACACCAGUAAUUUUGACGAGAUUGAAGAUGACAAAGGCGAUGUAGAAUCAUUCCCCACACCGAAGGCCUUUGUCGGGAACCAGUUGCCAUUCGUCGGCUUCACGUACUUCAAAGAGGAUCAGUUACUAACCGCUUCCAACAACAUCUCGGUGGCUCAUGAUAAUUCGAAAGGAGAGUCAGCAGCACUGCAGAAGAAACUGGUCCUCAUGGAGAAGCAGCUGAACAAUGAGAAGCAGGCCAAAGUGGAUCUGGAUCACAAACACAGAGCUGUCACAAGCCGUCUAGACAAAAUUGCCAAAGAACUUGAAGAAGAGGUGAGCAGCCGGAAGAAUCUAGAGUCCACUCUGAGGCAGCUGGAGAGAGAGAAAGCUCUGCUGCAGCACAAGAGCCUGGAGAGCAAUCGCAAGGCAGAGGGCGAGGCCGACAGGAAGCGCUGCCUGGAGAACGAAGUGAAUGGCCUUAGAGACCAUCUGGAUGACAUGAAGAGGAGGAACCAGAACUCCCACAUUUCCAAUGAGAACAACAUCCACCUGCAGAAACAGCUGGAUGAAGCCAACACGUUGUUAAGGGCAGAGUCGGAGGCGGCAGCCAGGCUCCGGAAGACGCAGGCGGACAGCAGCAAGCAGCUGCAGCAGCUGGAGGCCAACGUGCGUGAGCUGCAGGACAAGAGCUGCAUGCUGGAGCGCAGCAAGCUGAGCCUGGAGAAGGAGUGCAUCAGCCUGCAGGCGGCGCUGGAGACAGAGAGGAGGGAGCACUGCCAGGGCUCAGAGACCAUCAGCGACCUCAUGGCAAGAGAGUGCACUUUACCCAGUGAAGAAACCAGUGUUAACCAACACACUAUUCAUGUGGUGGAAAAAUAUGGUCUUGGAACCAGACUGCAGAGGCAGAGGUCCGGAGCCCCCAUCUCAGGCCUGUCCGGCCUUACCCUUAAAGAGGGUGAAGACCAGAAGGAGAUCACCAUUGAACCUGCACAGGCUCUGGAUGAAGUGGAGCCCCUGCCUGAGGACUGUUAUACCAGACCCAUCAGCCUACCAGAGGUGACCACACUGCGCCAGCGUCUCCUGCAGCCGGACUUCCAGCCUGCCGGGGCGUCUCAGCUGCACCCCCGACACAAGCACCUGCUGAUGAAGCGCUCACUGCGCUGCAGGAAAUGUGAGCACAACUUGAGCAAGCCAGAGUUUAAUCCUACUUCAAUCAAGUUCAAAAUCCAGCUGGUGGCUGUGAGCUACAUCCCUGAAGUGAGAAUUAUGUCCAUUCCAAACCUCCGGACCAUGAAGGAGAGCCAAGUGCUGCUAACCUUGACCAACCCUGUGGAGAACAUCACACACGUCACUCUGUCUGCUUGUGAGGACGAGGAUCCUGAUGAUAUCAACAGCACUGCUAAGGUUAUGGUACCCAGCAAAGAACUGGUGUUGGCGGGGAAGGAUGCUGCCGCUGAAUACGAUGAGCUGGCUGAACCUCAGGACUUCCAGGACGACCCAGAUGUCGUUGCCUUCAGGAAAUCCAACAAGAUUGGUUUCUUCAUCAAAGUGAUCCCCCAGAAAGAGGAGGAUGGGGACGUCACCGUUUCAUUUAAGAUUCGACACGACUUCCGCAACCUUGCGGCCCCCGUCAAGCCGAGCGAAGAGGGGCCCGAGACCCCCGCAGAGGCAAUUUGGCUGACACACCACGUGGAGCUGAGCCUGGGACCGCUCGCUCUCUGAACACAAAUAAUUCUAUCACACAGUGCUAGUGUUGGGUUCUUUGAACUACUUUCUGUAAACUGUGGGAUGCGUUUAGUUUUUAAAUGAAUUCUGAUUCUGCUUAUUGUCAUUUAAGAGUGAUUUGUGAUCUGUUUGGCAUACAGUGGGCGUUAGCUCAAGGUGCGUCAGCAAAAACAUUGUGAUACAUUUAGUCAUUGUGCGAUAGCUGAGUUUAUAAAACUACAUGAAACCAUGACUGAUAAUUGCUUAAGAUUUAACUUGAUUUGCUUAAGAUUUAACUUUAUCUGAUUUGCUGAUAUCUUGUUGGUUUUUGUUUCAAAAAAGCAAAUGAUAUGUUUUUUUACAACCUGAUUGUCCUCAGCUUAAACAAUAUCAUUUCAUUAAAUAGCCCCUUUCAGUAAUCUACAAGAUGCACAACCUAAUACAUAGUUAAAAUAAAAAAUGUGUUGUAUACAUACAAUAUUUUCUUAAAUUGGAAAGCAGCUAUGUAUGCUUUGUCUUAUUCAAUGUAAAUGCUCUGGAUUUCUUUCUUUAGUGGUAUGGUUGAGCUUUUUAAUGUAUGUGGGAAACAGCAGUUUGCACAAAGAGGAGUGAUUGGUUCUACAUUAUUAUUAUUAUUAUUAUUAUUAUUAUAACACCAUAGAGAUUACAGAAACAGAAAUUGGGUGAUGAGCAGAAUCAGAAAUCCUAACUGAGAACAAUCUGAACAUUUCCCGCCUGAGCAGCAAUCUCUUCUGCGCUUUCAGCUUAUGUAUCCUCAUCAACAUCCCUUUACGCAGACUGUAAUAUCGUAAUAACUCGCAUGCUUCAACUCUAGUGAAUAUCGCACAUGUAAAACAAUAUCAUCACAGUUACUUUUUUCUCAUUUGAAAGGUUUUUUUUUUUAAGGUGAUACCUGCUCAUACAGUAACCCCCACUGGCACUUUGGAGAGGAUGAAGCUCUGUAAAUGACAUGAAAAGCAAAGUGUUUAUUAUUUAAAUGUACUCAGACACUAUCUUUUUUUUUCUGAUUAAAAAUAAAUGUAUCCUUCUGGUUUGUAGAAGUAUAAGUAAACAAGCUGCUUCCAUAUUUGGUCUCCAGUGUGUUAGUAGAACAGAGCCUUACAACACAGUUAACCUUCUGUACCGGCUAAUAAAAUAAUGUGAUACUGUAA
Molecule: messenger RNA, 3002 nt
Organism: Notothenia coriiceps (black rockcod)
Lineage: Eukaryota; Metazoa; Chordata; Actinopteri; Perciformes; Nototheniidae
Product: rho-associated protein kinase 2-like
Exons: 19
Coding region: 1-1848 (615 amino acids)
Biological process (GO): protein phosphorylation; positive regulation of centrosome duplication; smooth muscle contraction
Cellular component (GO): dynactin complex
Molecular function (GO): ATP binding; protein serine/threonine kinase activity
Source: RefSeq, a predicted model, not a curated record